GAGUUGAACUGAACUCAAAAUAAAUUGGGAAGAACAUGUCUUAAAAAUAAUAAUCGUAUCUAUAAUCUAUAUAAUAAUAUUUAGAGUCAUAACGAAUUUUCGAUACACAAUAAGUUAUUAUAAACUCGUUGAUUCAAUUUUUUUUUUUUAAAUCUUUUGGAGUCUUACAUUUUCGGGUAUUUUGCAUCAAAAGAAAAAUCUUACAGGCGCAAAUUCAAUUUCUUUAGAACUCUAGAACCACUUCACUCAAAAAAAAAAAAAAAAACCUCCAAAACCUCUCAUACGCAAAUUCAAUUGCAGCUGGAAACACGAUAUUAGUAAUGGUCAAAUCCCAAUUUUUGUUAGCCAUUGGGAUUCAUUGGAACUUUAUAUGAAUUUCUUUUACUUCCUGUUCGCCUUUGCGCCCAUGAAAUACAAGGCGCUUUCUGAAAAUGUUUGGUGCUGCUGCUGAAAGGGGUCUUGAGGCAUAUACUACAGAGAGCAUGGCAGGGGAAUCCAGUAUAAAUACCCCAUUUUUGCUGCCGGACAAGGAGCUAAGCUUUGGAAACACAUCAAACAGUUCCCCUAGCGAGCUAGAAAACAGAAGGAAACGCUGUCGAACUUGUGAAGAACCCUUUAUUCAGCAGUUUGCUGCUAACCAGAUAAGUUCAGGCCCGAGUGAUAAAAUCUUAUCACUAGAUAGAGAUGAGAAUCUUGUCAGUUGGCCACAAAACUUUACUUUCCAAAGUACUGGGCUGAAUAAGUCUGCUGGAGGAUUUGAAUCAAAACAGUCUUCUUUUUUGGGUAAGAAUUGUGGUCAGUUGGCAAAGAAAUCACCCUCUGGAAUUCAAAAGAACUUGAGCAAUGCUGGGUUAUUCGCUUUACAUGGAAAUCAUGUUGGAAGUGAGAAAAGGGAAGAUGUGGUGAAAUCUGUUGAUUUAACAAAGGAAAUUGAGGAUGCAAUUAGCAGAAUCGAGUCCCUCAUUCCAUCACUUCAAAAGCUGGUCUAUUCAGCUCAUUCACCCAAGCAACAGAGUGUUGGUAAUUUGGGUUUGCCCAAUUUUUCAAGGCCAGUAAUUUCUACAGGAAAGGAAAAAGAUAGAGUGAUCACAAAGAAUGAGCUAGGCCUCACUGACAAGUCAGCUGCACUUGGUGAAAAUAUGUUUAGUAAACAAGCAAGUCAAUUGCUUACAAAGUGGAAAAUUCCAGCUUAUCCCAAGGUAAAAUGUAGCAGGAAUGUUGAGUGUGUUAAUGACGAUGAUAUGCUAAAACGAACUCUCUAUCUGAGAGAAGCUGGUGAUCAUAAGGAUAAAGAGAUUAGAUGUUCGGAUGUAAAUAUGACUCCAAAUGUGGCUGAUAAACCGCUAAGUUGGUUAUCAGGUCAGAAUGAUGGUAGAAUGAGGAACUUUGUGUUGGAUAAGAGUCUCAAUGCUCGAGUUAGUCAGGUUCCCAGGCCUGAGUUUAAGGCCGCCAUGGAGAAGUCACUAGAAAGUACACCAAGUAGGGGCAGAUCUUUUGCAAGUCAUAACCCAGAGCACAUAGAAGGUUUAAGGAUCAUGCCACCUCAGUCCUAUUGUCAAAAGGCCAUUGAAAAAGAUGUGACAUUGAAACCCUGCACACAAUCUUCAUCUGUGGGAUCCACAAAUUUCAUGAGACAAAACAGAACAAAUAAUAUGGGUACUUCUCAUCAGAAAUGGAGUCAGACUCCUACAAGUGGAAGAUAUGCACAAGAAAAAGGCAAACAGUCAGAUAUGAUCAAGUCUAGAGGUUCCUCUAAUAGAAAUACUGUAACGAGGAAAAAUAAAAAUGGGGAUUUGCAUGGCAAGGUUGUACCUCAGGAAAGAAUUUCAGAGGAGACGAGCUGGAGUUCAUGCGCUUCUUCUAGUGUGACAACUCCACAAAGUGGCUCACCAUCUUCUUCAAGUGGGACCUAUGAAUCAUCUGGAACUGAUUAUUAUGACAGUGAUGAAAGUGAGCCACCACGUGAGAAAGUAUCCCGGUCAACAAGAAGGAAACAGCCUGAACCUGAAGUUCCCCAGAGUAGUGCUUCAGGUUAUGCUGAUACUUCUUCCUAUUACAACAGUCAAGAUGAGUACUCAGAUACAGGUCCCUCAAGCCAAAUGAGUUCAGCGCGAUGCCAUAGCUGGGAACUACGGAAGGAACGAGUUAAGAAAAGAGGAGGUAAGUUAAGGAGACUUAAGAAGAGGCUUGGGAUGAUUUUUCACCAUCACCACCAUCACCACCACCAUCAUUACAAUAGUGAUGGGGAUGAGCCUGAUGUGCAUCAUGCUAGGUCAUUUUGGAAAGUACUUGGGGAGAUGUUUCAUCACACGAAAGGUACUGAUCAUCGUCAAAAACCAAAGGCAGAGAAGCCAAAAAAAAACGGGACCAAGGCUCUGGUGAAAAGGAAGCAACAAGGAGGACAUUUUCAUGCACUUGUAGGUGGGCUAAUAAAGCACAUGAAGCAUUCUAAGAACCCCAAACAGGUGAAGACUGGCAGUAAGGGGCAUGGAAAUCGCCGUCACGGGGGUAAAAAAGAGGGAAAAAAUUUGCCAUGGUGGCCAAAGAUUCACAGGGGAGGAAGAGGUGGAGUGAAAAUGCCCAACAAGGGAAAGGUUCAGCUUGGAAAUUAUUAUAGGACAAAAAGUUUGGCUGCAGCCAAGAUGAUUCUGAAGAAAUGAAAACCUCUUUUUUCUUCUUGCUAAAUAGAGAGGUCUAUACUUAAGUACCUAAACCUUACCUAGUAAAAGUUUCUUGGAGUUGGCUUCUUGUUUUGUAUAUUACUACUAACUAGGUUAGGACACAGCUCGAACUAGGAUGUGGUUCAAGUUUGUUACUCUAAAACACCUAAUUAUUGAUGCUUUAUGCUGGAGGAGUAAUACUGUGGUAAUUGGUCCAAUAGAUUACAGUAAGAUUCUUCAUGUAAAAUAGAUCUUAGAAUUGUACAUUCCAAGUUAGAUCAAAUCUUGAAUUAUAUUGUUACUGAGUUUA
This is a messenger RNA of Beta vulgaris subsp. vulgaris (sugar beet), 2970 nucleotides long. RefSeq lists its product as hypothetical. The record is from RefSeq and is a predicted model, not a curated record. Lineage: Eukaryota; Viridiplantae; Streptophyta; Magnoliopsida; Caryophyllales; Amaranthaceae. The transcript has 3 exons. The coding region runs from base 432 to 2660 and encodes 742 amino acids.